CGGGCAAACCUGGGCAGACGCGAGUUUGGCACACAGAGCUGACGCACUGAAGGACUACUGCGGACGAAUCAAAAUGAAAAGGAAUCACGAUUUUAGCUCCUCGGACAGCGAGCUGGAUGAAACUAUUGAAGUGGAGAAGGAGAGCGCAGAUGAGAAUGGGAACAUGAGCUCCCCUCUUGGCUCCAUGUCUCCUUCAACGUCAACUCAGGUGCAGGCGAGGAAAAGGCGUCGAGGAAUUAUUGAGAAACGGCGCCGUGACAGAAUCAAUAACAGCCUCAGCGAGCUCCGCAGGCUGGUUCCCAGCGCCUACGAGAAACAAGGUUCAGCCAAGCUGGAGAAAGCAGAAAUUUUGCAAAUGACUGUUGAUCAUCUGAAGAUGCUUCAUGCUGCUGGAGGCAAAGGUUACUUUGAUGCCCAUGCCCUUGCGAUGGACUAUCGUGGUUUGGGUUUCAGGGAGUGCCUGGCUGAGACAGCCCGCUAUCUGAGCAUAAUUGAAGGCUUAGACAGCACAGACCCACUGCGGAUCCGUCUGGUCUCCCACCUUAACAACUACGCCAGUCAGCGUGAGGCUCACUCUGGCCUGAGUCACCUGGCGUGGGGCUCUGCUUUUGGAUCCCCACCAGCCCACCUGACACAUCCUCUCCUCCUCCAGCACCAGCAGGGUGCACCGCUGGCACCUCUACCCCGUAGCACCACCAGUAGCCCACAAACUCCUCUGUCGUCCACAUCCACGUCAUCGCCCUCCUCCUCCUCACCUUUAUCAUCCGCACUGGUUGCAGAGACUCACAUCGCAGGCAGGCGCAGCGGCAGCGUCACCCCCCACUCUGAUCAAGGUCCGAUCCGGGUUCCCUCCACCACUGCUGCUCCCACCACUGUCCUGCAUCCUGCUCUGGUCCCCUCAUCAGCGUCCAAGCUCUCUCCUCCUCUCCUCUCCUCUCUCUCUGCAUUCCCCUUCACUUUCAGCGCCUUCCCCAUUAUCUCACCCGCUACUGCCAUCAGCCCCCCAACCCAAAACGCCAGUGUGGCCAAACCCUACAGACCCUGGGGUAUGGAGAUAGGAGCUUUCUGACUAAAAUGAAAACUCAGCACACUCUGCAUACAGACUCAACUCACUUCCCAGCUGAGCUGGACUCAAGGACUUAAAGACUUUAUUUUCCUGCUAAGAAAGUGCUAUUUUUUCUAUGAUGAUGAUGACAUCCCACAGAGGAUAUACCUAGUUAUAGAUUUUUUUAAAUCGUCUGUAAUGCAUUAGUUUUUUUUGUAUAGAAGAGAAAAAAAAUAUCAGUGAGGAGGGAGACCAUGACUAAAAAGCAACACAAGUGAUUUACAAUGUUGAUUGAUCUCUGUUCCUGCCCACCCCUUUAGAAGUUUCACCCACUGUAGUCAGUCAAUCAGGAAUGGCUUUUCCAGAUGGUCAAGCAGACCCCGCCUGUCGAGUUCCUGGGUGAAAGUGUCCCUCCUUUGUUUUGCUGAGCUGCAAUGUGGAGUUUUGGUGCCACAGUUACAGGGGGAGCAGUUGAGAGUCACCCCCUAUUAACAACAUUUUAUGGGGUGGAAUAACCGAAACCAGGUGCUUGUUUGACUGAUAGUGGGAGCAGACGUCAGCUACCAGCUUGGUUGAAAUGAACCUAAACGUGAUUUACCCACAGCCUCCAUUCUUCACGUACAGCGGUGUUGUUUAAGCUUGCUUCCCCUAAGUUAUAUUUCCUCUGUACAGCAAAUUCUGUCCUUACCAAUCACUGCUUAACAUAUGUUUCAACAGUUGUAGCAAAGCUCCCACUUGUUUCUAAUGUAAAAGAUGUCAAGCUUUUUUUUUCUACCACCUAGUCCCUAAGUUUUUUCUUGUAUUUGUUCCACACAGCAGCAUUUAGAAUCAGAAAUUACCAAGAGGGAGCUUAUCUGAGUCUGUAAGAGCAGUUGUAGUUUGAAAAAAAGAAAGAAAAAAAGUCUUUACAGUUCCAAAAUCUGUAGAGAAAUUUAUAAAUGCCAUUGCUUUAUUUCCAGCGGCUACUUUGGUGUCUCCUAGCAAACCUCACUGUGACUGUGUAUAUUUCAUGGUUGUACAAAGCACAAGCAAGCGCUGACAAAUCAGAUUUCUCUGCUUUUCACAGGUCUUGCUGGUGGCAAUGACAACUUCAUUGCAAUAAAAGAGUUCUGAUAAAUUA
Molecule: messenger RNA, 2165 nt
Organism: Archocentrus centrarchus (flier cichlid)
Lineage: Eukaryota; Metazoa; Chordata; Actinopteri; Cichliformes; Cichlidae
Gene: hey1
Product: hes-related family bHLH transcription factor with YRPW motif 1
Exons: 5
Coding region: 74-1069 (331 amino acids)
Biological process (GO): regulation of DNA-templated transcription
Molecular function (GO): DNA binding; protein dimerization activity
Source: RefSeq, a predicted model, not a curated record